Molecule: messenger RNA, 2597 nt
Organism: Fundulus heteroclitus (mummichog)
Lineage: Eukaryota; Metazoa; Chordata; Actinopteri; Cyprinodontiformes; Fundulidae
Gene: eno4
Product: enolase 4
Exons: 13
Coding region: 450-2144 (564 amino acids)
Biological process (GO): glycolytic process
Cellular component (GO): phosphopyruvate hydratase complex
Molecular function (GO): magnesium ion binding; phosphopyruvate hydratase activity
Source: RefSeq, a predicted model, not a curated record
UAUAAUAAAACUCCUUCAAAUGGACGAAGAGCGGCCGUGUAACAACAUAGAACAGUCAGUGCAUUCAGUCAGUCAGUAAAGUUAAUAGGAACUUCACAUAAAGACGCUGUAUACAAAAACCUUACUGAUGUGUUAAGAUGUUAAACCCGACUGUUCUAUUCGUUAUUUAAUAAAGACUGUUGGGCUGGACGAGCCAUCAUCGAGCAAACCAUAUUCAGUCUAACUCGUUCACUAUGAUCAUCCGUGAUAAAGUUUUUCACUGUAAAACUCGCUAUUAAACUUCAACACAAAUCAACAGGGUUUGCUGUAAAUUAUAACUGAUUCCGCCGACUCGAAAAAAUGCAAACGUCGUUGCACUCGACGCUCCCUUCAGGGUCUGUGGUGACCUGUGCUUUGUGUUUCCAUGGUAACACAUAACAUUAAAACUGUUUGGUCGGAUUUAUGGAAAAAUGUCUGCACCAACGUUAAGCGGCCUUCACUCAGAGGAGCUGGAUGUGCACAAAAUGAAGAGCGCAGCGGCUGAGUUUUACCGGAUGAACGGAGUUCCGGGAAUAAUAGAGAGAGCUCUGAAUGAGCUCUUCCUCGAGCAGCCUGCAGACGUUAAUGGAUAUCUGGCAGGUUACUUUAGGAAACUGUCUGCACCACCAAGGAUCACCAGACUGAGAGGAAGAGAAGUUUUUUCUGCAAAAGGACAGCUUAUCGUUGAGGCAGAGGUAUUCUACAUUGUCUGCAACAAAGAAAAGAGCAUAUCUUCAGCUGCUGUCAUCACCUGUGCACCUAUGGUAACUUUGCUGGAGAAGAAUGAUGAGAGUCAGCGGGGUCCUGAUCAUGUGAAGACUGCUAUUCAAUGGAUAAGUGGACCAUUGAGUAGAAUGCUAGUAAACCAGAACCCAUGCGAUCAAUAUGGAGUUGACAGAAUACUGAGCAAUUUCUUCAGGUCCUGUGUUAUGGGGGAAAAAUACAUGCAUAACAAACUCGAGAGUCUUUUGCCCAGGAAGGAAACAGUGCCUACUUCUCCACCACUAAUACCAGCAAAAGGCAAGAAGAGUGCUGAUAAAGGCAAAACGAGCAACAUUGACGCAAAGCCACUUUCUCCAACAAGGCCACUAGAACCAGUUCUGCAUGAAAGCAUGGCUAUGAGUUCAGUGUCUCUGGCUGUAGCCAAAUCUGGGGCAAAGAUAAAGGGGGUCCCUCUUUACAAAUACAUAUCAGAUCUGAAGAGCCAAAAGGAACUGCAACAGUUUCAUGUUCCUGUCCCCUGGAUAACUCUGAUCAAAUGUGGAAAGAAAUCUGCUGGAAAACUAUGUUUACUGGAAGAAGUUAUUCUCAUCUCCAAAGUGAAACAGCCAGUCAAACAGAGCAUCACAAUGGCAUUUGAAUUACAGAAGGAGAUGAUGAGAAUGAUUAACAUCUCAACAAAAACUGGGGUCGCACAGGCCUCUGUGUUACACAGUGGAGGACCCACAGCAAGUUAUGAUCGACCUGAACAACCUUUAGAUCUAAUCACUGAUGCCUGCUCUAACCUCAAUGUGCUACUGGGAACUGAUGUUUAUCUGGCUCUGAACUGUGCUGCCCCUAAACUUGUGGACUAUUCUAAAGGAAAGUAUGAAGUUGCAACAGGAGUUCUGAAGUCUCCAGAUGAGUUAGUUGAGCUGUACCAAAACCUCAUAAGCAAAUACCCAGCAGUGGUGGCCUUAAUUGAUCCAUUUCGGAGAGAAGAUGCAGAGCAAUGGGAGAAACUCAGCAAUACAACUGGAAAUGCAUGUUCACUGCUCUCUGACAUCACACACAAACCACUGGCUCCAGUCCUGCCUGGAGUCCGAGGUUAUGUCUUGGGACAUGUCAACGAGACAACGGUCAGCGACAUAAUCCACGCUACAUUACAUUACCAAGGAUCAGUGUUGAUGGGUGCAAUGUCCAGUGAAACCUGCAGUGAAGUGUCUUUUUCAGACCUAGCUGUUGGACUGGGGUUUGACUAUGUCAAAUUUGGAGGUCUCAGUGGCGGUGAGACAAUGGCUAAAUACAACCGCCUCAUAUCAAUAGAAGAAGAACUAGCCCAACAAGGACUCCUAGUUUGUAAGGACUCCCCACUCUUAUCAGAAGAGCCAAAGGAACACGCUCCUAAAACAGAGAAAAUCAUAUAGGUUUGCUUGAAGGAAUGUCUCAAACUGUCUGCCUGAUUUCAACAAGCCUUGAAAUACUUGUCACACAAAUCGAAAACCAUUGUUUUCGUACUGUUUUUACCUGUGAUUGUUAAUAAAGCUUGCUCAAUGUUCUGCAUGGAUCUGAAUUUUAUUCUAGCCAGUCAACUAAUUAAGUAAACCAAUCCAAACCACUUGAGAUAGAGCAAAAGCAGCCAAACAUGACCCUACAUCUUCAUUCAUAUUAAAAGACUGCAUAAAUGUUCAGGCAUAGCAAUACUCAUUAAACUGUAAGUGAACACUUCAGGGUGAAUAGAAUAAAUAGUAGUGGAGGUUAGUGCUGCAUGUAGUUCUUUUUGGGAAAAAAAAAUUGUAUGAAUUUAUUUUGUAGUAAAACACAUUAUUGUUGAAGUAGAGUAAAAUAUAUUCAUGGAAAGCCUUCAGUGAUUUUCAACA